ACAUCGACACAUAUAUUUGACAUCAUUCUCUUGUCUUGAAGAGAGAGAAGGGAACAUUCAGCAUAGCCUUAUGGAAGCAGAAAUAGCAGAGAUUGGAUCAAACCCUUCUGUAAAAGAACUAGCAAAGGAGGCACUAAGCAAAGUUCCAGAGAGAUAUGUUCUUCCAAAUAUUGACCCUCCAAUUUUAUUUAACACACACUCUCUGUCUGAUCAGAUCCCCGUCAUUGACCUAGCUAAGUUGUUCUUGCCUCAAGAACUCAAGCCUCCUGAACUGGAGAACCUACACCUUGCAUGCAAACAAUGGGGUUUCUUUCAGGUUAUUAAUCACGGAAUUGACAUGGAAGUGGUGGAAGAUGUAAAGAGAGGAGCUGAAGAACUGUUCAAUCUUUCAAUGGAAGAUAAGAAAAAGCUUUGGCAAAGAGAGGGAGAUAUGGAGGGAUUUGGGCAAAUGAUUUCCAAGCCUAAAGAUGAACCGUCCGAUUGGGUGGAUGGCUUCUACAUUUUAACUCUUCCAUCUUACUUAAGGAAGCCCCACCUAUUUCCUAAUCUACCCCUACCUUUCAGGGAGAAUUUAGAGGUGUAUUGCAAGGAGAUGAGAGAGCUUGCCAUGAAGUUGUAUGGUGUUAUUGGAGAAGCACUUGAUAUAGGAGGAAAGGAAAUGAAAGAGUCAAUAGGGGAAGCAGGACAAGCAAUAAGGAUAAAUUACUAUCCUCCAUGUCCCCAACCAGAAAAUGUUCUUGGCCUAAAAUCUCACACUGAUGCUUCUGCACUCACCAUCCUUCUCCAGGGCAAUGAAGUUGAAGGCCUCCAACUCAAAAAAGAUGGAACAUGGCUUCCUGUUCAUCCCCUCCCAAAUGCUUUCAUGGUUUUUAUUGGAGAUGUUUUGGAGGUGGUGACAAACGGGAUAUAUAAGAGCAUCGAGCAUCGAGCAGUGGUGAACUCAAUGAAAGAAAGGUUCAGCAUAGCUACAUUCAGUGGUGCUGAAUGGAAUGGAAACAUAGGUCCAGCACCUUCUCUUGUAACUCCAGAAACACCAGCAUUAUUCAAAACAAUUGGGAUAGCAGAUUUCUACAAGGGCUACCUUUCGCCUGAGCAUCAAGGCAAAUCAUUCAUAAACAAUGUUUUGAGGAUCAAUAGUGAGAACAUCAAAUACUAGCUAGCUUGUGGAGUUGAUAAUGGAAAUGUGAUAAUAAUAAUUAAGUAACCCUUCGAGACAUGGUAAUUAUAUAUAUAUUGACUUUGGUUCAAUUCAAUAUGUGUAGUUAUUCGUCGCAAGAUUUGCAUUCAAGCAAGUACAUUGAUCAGUAGAUGAUGGGAAGUCUGAAUUUUCCAUGUCACAAGAAAUAAUUAUUUUUAUAUGCUUUCAUUAAAACUCUAAUUUCUUUUUCUUCCUUCCCUCCCUAAAACUGUCUCUAGUCCUCUAAAU
Messenger RNA from Vigna angularis (adzuki bean), 1426 nucleotides. Its product is annotated as thebaine 6-O-demethylase-like. The record is from RefSeq and is a predicted model, not a curated record. The coding region runs from base 71 to 1156 and encodes 361 amino acids. NCBI's taxonomy places the organism in Eukaryota, Viridiplantae, Streptophyta, Magnoliopsida, Fabales, Fabaceae. The transcript is spliced from 4 exons.